Messenger RNA from Penicillium soppii, 1815 nucleotides. It is a transcript of the gene cdcA, whose product is annotated as phosphoprotein phosphatase CDC14. Gene Ontology annotation, molecular function: protein tyrosine/serine/threonine phosphatase activity; protein serine/threonine phosphatase activity. The record is from RefSeq and is a predicted model, not a curated record. The transcript is spliced from 3 exons. Lineage: Eukaryota; Fungi; Ascomycota; Eurotiomycetes; Eurotiales; Aspergillaceae. Gene Ontology annotation, cellular component: mitotic spindle pole body; centrosome; mitotic spindle. Bases 1 to 1815 code for a protein of 604 amino acids. Gene Ontology annotation, biological process: positive regulation of cytokinesis; regulation of exit from mitosis; microtubule cytoskeleton organization.
AUGACUACCGACCACGGCGGCCAGAUGAUCGAGUAUAUCCAAGAUCGCCUGUAUCUUGCAUCCUACGAUUCGCCUCCAAGCUCCAGAACUCCGUUCCCAUUCCAUGCGGACCAUCCCAAAUCUCCAAGCAAGCGCGCACGUGCCCAGCCUGCUACUCCGAGCAAGCGCCGCUCUCCUGUGUACUUCACCAUCGAUGACACUCUGCUUUACAAUGCCUUCCACGCUGAUUUCGGCCCGCUGCACAUCGGUCACCUCUACCGAUUUGCUGUUCUCUUCCAUGAAAUCCUCGGUGACCCAGCCAACAGCGAUCGCCCGGUGGUCUUCUACAGCAAGACAGAUGCGCGCAGCCGUGCAAACGCAGCUUGUCUAGUUGCAUGCUAUAUGGUUAUGAUUCAGUCGUGGCCACCCCAUCUGGCUCUAGCACCCAUUGCUCAGGCCGAUCCUCCCUACAUGCCGUUCCGCGACGCUGGAUACAGCCAGGCUGAUUUUAUCCUGAACAUUCAAGAUGUCGUUUACGGCGUGUGGAAGGCCAAGGAGCAGUCCCUCUGUGGGCUUCGUGAUUUUAACCUUGAGGAGUACGAAAAAUUCGAGCGUGUUGACAUGGGUGAUUUCAACUGGGUUACACCGGACUUCCUCGCCUUUGCAUCCCCCCAGCAGCAGCCAAUUGCACCAAUCCCCAUCAACACCCCCGAGUACGACGCAUUACCCACAACGAUUUCCGAAAUCUCGUCUUCUAAGCUUCCUAUGCCAUUCAAGAACGUCUUGGCACACUUCCACCAGCGCAAUGUGGGCCUUGUUGUGCGACUCAACUCGGAGCUUUACUGCCCUUCAUACUUCACUGCGAUGGGGAUCUCACACAUUGAUAUGAUAUUCGAGGACGGCACCUGCCCUCCCCUGCAGCUUGUGCGUCGGUUCAUCAAGAUGGCCCACGAGAUGAUCACCAUCAAGAAGAAGGGCAUUGCCGUUCACUGCAAGGCUGGCCUCGGUCGCACCGGCUGUUUGAUCGGCGCUUAUCUGAUCUACAAGUACGGAUUCACCGCAAAUGAGGUCAUUGCAUUCAUGCGAUUCAUGCGGCCUGGAAUGGUCGUUGGACCCCAACAGCACUGGCUUCACCUUAACCAGGGUGCUUUCCGUGAGUGGUGGUUUGAGGAUAGUAUGCGCGAGAAGCUCGCUCAGUCUGUGCCUGCCACUCCGCGAAUUUCGACCAAGAAGCGCAGCAGUAACGGAGUGGUGUCCACGCCACCCAACAACAGCCACUCUAAGCGCGCAGCACUCGGAGAGAUCGACCACAAUGAAGCAGCCGCCUACCCCGACCAAGAUCUUCCAGCACCCACCCCUGGCCAACCUCGCAAGUCCCACCGCAAGGACUCAAGGCAUCAUCCUUAUUCUCGAACUGUCUCCGGUAAUUUGGCCGUGGAAAAUGACCAGCGCACCCACCGCACCCACCGCAAGAGCAACGAGAGCAGUGAGAGCGAGGAAGAGGUCCAGCUUCGCAGACUCGCUAAGAGGGCUUCUAGAUCACCUGUUGCAUCGCCUACAUCACGGUCGAUUAGCUACUCUGCAACUGUCACUGCCAGCUACACCCUUACGGAAGACAACCAUCAGGACCAAGAAAACUGGGUCGACCAUUCAGCCCCGAAGACUCCGGUCAGCCGGAAGAGUGGUACUGCGCCUAUUUCCGUUAGCAAGGUCCGGUCCAGUCCUCGUCGGGUAACCGACAGCAACCGUAGUGAAUCUCGCGGGAUUCGAAAGCCCAGUGGUCGUGUUGGUAGCAACACUAUCAGCCCAGCGCGGGCAACCAAAGUUGUUCACUAA